AUGGGAUUUGCUUCGGGGCCAUUUGAUGACUUUCAUCGAUCCGGCAGAACUGAUUGGCAUUCUACAUUGAAGAAACUUGUUGGGAAGAAUCGUGUGGCCGAAGUCGUCAAAGAAAAUUCUCAAAAGCUUGUUCAAAGACUCUUAGAAAAAGGAAAUACGAAAGAGGGAAUCGACCCUAAAAUAAUUCUCAUCAAUACGGUAUUGACAACAACAACGAGCUUUUCUUUCGGGAAGAAUUACGAAGAUGAUGAUCCAGAAUUUCUCCAAGUGCGUGAUUGGAUUGACGAAUAUAUCGAUGGAUUUCUUUACCUUGCUUUGAAAUAUACAACUCUUGAUCUGUUCCCAUCUUGGUUCGGCCAGUCUGAUUUCUAUUUCAAUCUUUGGGCGAAAUCGCCACUUCAAAAGCUCUACAAGGCAAUGCCACACUUCAUGACCUAUAUUUUCGAGCAGGUCAAAGAGGCGAGGAAGGGACUCGACAAAGAAAAUCCCCGGCAUUUUCUUGAUAUGCUCAUAAUACGAGCUGACGAAGAGCCUCGCUGGGGAUACUUUCAGCUUGCAGCCACAAUUAUCAACAUUUACGCUGCUACGGGGGACACCCUUAGCAACACAAUGCUUUGGUUGCUGAUGACUCUCGCAGAUAAUCCAGAAAUCCAAGAAAAGAUGCAUGAAGAAAUCAAAGAAGCGCGAAUGAAGGAUCCUUAUUUAAACCCUGCUGACAUUCCAUACACACGAUCGGUUCUUUUAGAAAACCAGCGAAGAAACCCAAUCACUGACUCGCUUGCUCAUAUGGUCUCGGAAGAAACCGUCGUUCAAGGGGUCGUUUUUCCCAAAAACUCGACAGUCAUUGAUAGUUUGAUUUAUGCAAUGACGAAGGCGGCUCUAGAUCACAUGAGCAUCACUCUCUCUGGAAAUCUAGCGCUUGAUGGGAUCCGAGUCAAUUCUGUCAACCCUGCUGUUGUUAUGACUGAUAUUUGGAAGAAAACCUUCGAUGUAACUGACGAGACAAUGCCUGUUGUCAUGGAAAAAUUCAAAGAGAUGCAGCCAAUGGGAAUUCUAUCGGAGGAAGAAUGUGCACACGUAUAA
Messenger RNA from Oikopleura dioica, 1083 nucleotides. Lineage: Eukaryota; Metazoa; Chordata; Appendicularia; Copelata; Oikopleuridae. The record is from the annotation of a GenBank genome assembly.